Oncorhynchus gorbuscha (pink salmon) is the source of this 1492-nucleotide messenger RNA. Its product is annotated as centrosomal protein of 72 kDa-like. The transcript has 5 exons. Lineage: Eukaryota; Metazoa; Chordata; Actinopteri; Salmoniformes; Salmonidae. The record is from RefSeq and is a predicted model, not a curated record. The coding region runs from base 15 to 572 and encodes 185 amino acids.
GCUAUAGGAAACCAAUGGAGUUGCUGCUGAGCCUAGUGAACAAGCACUGGACAGGGGAGAGGCCUCUGCACCAUGACAACAACUUCCUCUCUCAGGCAGUCCAGAUCCUGUCCAUGAUGGAACGAGAUGUCUCCGGUGGAGAAGCAGAGGUCAGGACGUUGAGAGGGAACGUUGAAGAGCUGAAGGAGCAGGCUGAGAUACGAGACCAAGACCACAGGACAGAGACCCAGAGACUAACUACACAGCUGGAGGAAGCACACAUGUCUGUUGACAGUUUGAAUGAGCAGCUGAGGAUACUAUUGGAGGAUAACGUCUCUCUACAGAAGCAGAUGAUCAGAUUAGAAAAACAAUAUCUCAACUCUAUGAUGAAAAGUUCACCCAACACUGAGAUAUGUGAGAAACAGGCAGAGGUGGAUGAGCUGAGGAAGAAGGUAUCAGAGCUGAGGGAGAAGGUUGAGGAGGGGGAGAGAGUCAAGAAGCUGGCAGGUAUGCUGCAGGAGAACCAUAGGUCACUGGUUGCGACUAAUGAGCAUUUGCUGAGUGAAUUGGAGAGGACUGGGAGACGGCUCUGAGGAGCAACACGUCACAACUACAACAACUAGAGAACUGGAGGAGACUAGGAGACGGCUCUGAGGAGCUACACAUCACAACUAGAGAACUGGAGGAGACUAGGAGACGGCUCUGAGGAGCUACACAUCACAACUAGAGAACUGGAGGAGACUAGGAGACGGCUCUGAGGAGCUACACAUCACAACUACAACAACUAGAGAACUGGAGGAGACUAGGAGACGGCUCUGAGGAGCUACACAUCACAACUAGAGAACUGGAGGAGACUAGGAGACAGCUCUGAGGAGCUACACGUCACAACUAGAGAACUGGAGGAGACUAGGAGACGGCUCUGAGGAGCAACACGUCACAAGUAAAGAACUGGAGGAGACUAGGAGACGGCUCUGAGGAGCUACACAUCACAACUAGAGAACUGGAGGAGACUAGGAGACGGCUCUGAGGAGCAACACGUCACAACUAGAGAACUGGAGGAGACUAGGAGACGGCUCUGAGGAGCUACACAUCACAACUACAACAACUAGCAGGCCCACAACUACAACACCAGGGCCACAUUCCGUAGGUAAACGUUAUGGAACAUUGCAAAUAGAAAUGUCAUGAAUAGAGCCAAUUUCUUACUCUACAUGAUGUCAGAGAGGAAUGUUUGUUCUACAUUUCUAUCUGAACGUUCCAGAACGUUGUCCUGCUGAACGAGCACCAGCAGCAGAUUCUCUUAUUUUAGCUCUAUAUACACUGCUGCCAACAUUUACACUGUUCUUCUGAUGCUCCGGGAUUAAUGUUGAGCAUGAAAACUUGUCUCUAACUCUGAUCUCAUUUUUUACUUCUGUGUAUCGUUAUGGUUUUACUGUGUCCACUAUCCACACCUUUACACUGUUCCUUACUGACUGUAUCCACACCUUUACACUGUUCCUUACUGACUCUAUCCACA